Messenger RNA from Marchantia polymorpha subsp. ruderalis, 1948 nucleotides. Lineage: Eukaryota; Viridiplantae; Streptophyta; Marchantiopsida; Marchantiales; Marchantiaceae. The record is from the annotation of a GenBank genome assembly.
GCAGUAAGAAGGAGACGACAGUGGAAAGGAAGCUACCGGUGGCUUGGAAGUUGGAGCCUUGGAGACGAAGGAAAGAAAGCAGCGCUGUCUGGCACAGCGACCGAAGCUGCGUAGGAGGGCACGCGCCGCUGACGAAGAGACGAAGGAGCAAGCAGAGCAGAGCAGCAGCAGUGCCUUUUCGUUCCUCACCCCUUUCUUCACAGUUUCGAUUACCAUUUUGCUUGCAAUUUGCAUUCCCCCUUCGGAUCUUUUCUCCCGUGUUCUUCUAGCGAGGCGAGGUAAAUAAGUGGUGUCUGUCGAUCAUACCACGAUUCGUUGCGCGACCAGCUGAACGGCCAGGCUGAAGACGCAUACCUUCAUCGUUUUUGUUGAAUUGAGGUUUAUCGACCCAAUUCUUCGUUGGAUUCUGAGCUGAGGCAGCGGUCUGUUGAGGAGAUUUCGAGGAGUCGGUGGAAUUUAUUCAGGAGGGCAAGAUUGCGGGUGUUACAGCCAUCACCGAAGGGUUGAGAGAGAUGCAGAAUGGAAGUGAAACAGAGCUAGAUGUCCGGGGCGAGGUGCCCCAGAAUGCUAAUGAACAUUGUCCCGGCACAGAAGCUGAGGAAGCUGGAAAAGCUGCGUCCUGUGAGGGAUGUCCCAACCAGGAAGUAUGUGCUACCGCACCGAAGGGCCCUGACCCCGAUUUGGCUGCAAUCGCCGAUCGUAUGAGUAGUGUAAAACAUAAGGUGGUGGUAUUGUCUGGCAAGGGAGGUGUGGGAAAGAGCACAUUUUCUGCUCAAUUAGCAUUCGCAUUGGCUGCCCCAGGGCAGGACAAGCAAGUAGGUUUGCUGGACGUCGAUCUCUGUGGACCAAGUAUACCUCGAAUGGUUGGACUUGAAGGCCAGGAGAUUCAUCAAAGCAAUCUUGGAUGGUCCCCUGUUUACGUGGAAGACAACUUGGCCGUCAUGUCUAUUGGGUUUCUCCUUCCGAAGUCUGAUAAUCCCGUCAUCUGGAGAGGGCCGAGGAAGAACGGAUUGAUCAAACAAUUCUUAAGAGAUGUAUACUGGGGUGAUUUGGAUUACCUUGUUGUGGACACUCCUCCAGGAACUUCCGAUGAACACAUAUCCAUCAUGCAGUAUCUCGGUGCAACGAAUGUGGAUGGUGCUGUCAUAGUCACUACACCCCAAGAAGUGUCACUCCUUGAUGUGAGAAAGGAGAUAAACUUUUGCAAGACGGUGGGGAUACCCGUGCUCGGGGUUGUUGAGAAUAUGAGUGGCCUUCAACAGAAGAUAGGGAGCUUAAACUUUAGGGCUGUUGGGGAGGAUGGAGAGGAGAAGGACGUUACAGACUAUGCCCUUGAAGAACUGCGCAAGCAUGCGCCACACUUGUUGCCCAUGUUCGCUCACAUGGAAAUUUUUCACGUCGGUGGUGGAGCAGAGAAGAUGGCCAAGGAUAUGGGAGUUCCAUUCCUUGGGAGGGUACCUAUGGAUCCAAAGCUUGGUAAGGCUGCAGAGGAAGGACGUUCAUGUUUUGCCGAAGGAUCAGAUUGCACAGCGAGUGCCAUCGCCUUACAAAGAAUCAUAAAAAACAUUGUACAGAAAGUAGAGAGUAAGAAGUGAGUACGUAGAGCAAUUUUGAAGGGAGAUGGUAGGUAGCGCAAGAGCAUUGUCAGGCCGGAUCACGAUCCUGACAACGAAUUUUUGAUAAGUAGUACGAAUGCAUACAUCUAUAAGAAAGUGCCGUAAGAUGAAGAUUUUGAAGCAGAAUGCUGACAAGCUUAUGCGCUUAUUUGUAAAUUCCACAGUAGAUAGUUUUCACGGCAAUGCUGUCACUCCCUCCUGUGGUGCACAGCUCACAGGACUUGUAGUCUAAGUAAUUUUUCGGGAGAGGAAUAAAUGGAUCUUCAUCCUUGAGACUUUGUGGAAUUAAUUUGUUCCCUUCUUGGCUUAAUAUAUCUUCAUUAGAUAUUGGU